This is a messenger RNA of Xiphias gladius (swordfish), 2061 nucleotides long. It is a transcript of the gene pou2f1b, whose product is annotated as POU class 2 homeobox 1b. Lineage: Eukaryota; Metazoa; Chordata; Actinopteri; Istiophoriformes; Xiphiidae. Gene Ontology annotation, cellular component: nucleus. The record is from RefSeq and is a predicted model, not a curated record. The transcript is spliced from 13 exons. Gene Ontology annotation, biological process: regulation of transcription by RNA polymerase II. The coding region runs from base 1 to 2004 and encodes 667 amino acids. Gene Ontology annotation, molecular function: DNA-binding transcription factor activity, RNA polymerase II-specific; RNA polymerase II cis-regulatory region sequence-specific DNA binding.
AUGGCGGACGGAGGAGCAGCGAGUCAAGAUGAGAGUUCAGGACCAGGAAUCCAAACCAAUGGAUUGGACUUUCAGAGGCAGACAGUGCCAACCACAAGUGCAAUCACGAAUGCACAUGCACAAGCCCUCCUUCAACAGUUGACCCUGACCCCAGCGCAGCAGCAGCUGUUAAUCCAGCAGGCCCAAGCUCAGCUCCUGGCUGCAGCCGUGCAGCAUUCAGCCAGCCAGCAGAACAGCACCACUGGGGCAAGCAUCUCAGCCUCCGCAGCCACACCCAUUACCCAGCUGCCCCUGUCACAGCCCAUCCAGAUCACUCAACAGCUACAGCAGCAGAAUCUAAGUCUGCCUCAGUUUGUUCUGGUUCAGCCUGGCCACCCGAUCGCCACACCACUGCAGCCCGCUCAGUUCAUCAUCUCACAGACACCGCAGGCCCAGCAGGGCAUAUUGCAAGCCCAGGGUCUUCUAACUCAACUACCUCAAAGCCAAGCUAACCUCCUGCCGACUCAACCAAGCAUCACCCUUGCAACUCAGCCUGCAACUCCAACCCGCACAACAGCAGCCACACCUAUUCAGUCCCUGCCCCACAGUCAGACACCACCCAAACGGUUGGAUACCCCCACUCUGGAGGAGCCUAGUGAUCUGGAGGAGCUGGAGCAGUUUGCCAAGACCUUCAAACAGAGACGUAUCAAACUGGGCUUCACACAGGGGGAUGUUGGCCUGGCCAUGGGGAAGCUGUAUGGAAACGACUUCAGCCAAACUACCAUCUCUCGCUUUGAGGCCUUGAAUCUGAGCUUUAAGAACAUGUGCAAACUCAAGCCGUUGCUGGAGAAGUGGCUCAAUGAUGCAGUUUGUGCAGAGAACCUGACAUCUGACCAGGCCCUGUCCAGCCCCAGUGCCCUGGGCUCCCCAGGCAUGGGCAUAGAGGGGAUCAACCGCAGACGGAAGAAGAGGACCAGUAUCGAGACCAACAUCCGAGUGGCCUUAGAAAAGAGCUUUCUGGAGCAGAACCAAAAACCUACCUCUGAAGAGAUCACCAUGAUCGCUGACCAGCUCAACAUGGAGAAGGAGGUUAUUCGGGUCUGGUUCUGCAAUCGCCGGCAGAAAGAGAAGAGGAUUAACCCCCCCAGCAGUGGCAACAGUGGAGGAGGCAGCACCCCCAUCAAAACCAUCUUUACCCCCAGUAGCCCUUUGGUGGCCAGCACAGCAAGCCUUGUGAGCAGUCCAACUAUUAACACACCCACCACUCUGACUGUAAACCCAGUGAUGCCUCUCACCAGCACCAGCGUCUCCAGUUUGUCUUUCACAGGCACGACAGGUGGAGCCACAAACACUGCAUCCGUCAUCUCCACCGCACCCAUGGUUACCACAGCAGCCAGCUCUCCAUCUUUAAGCCCGUCACCAACAACUAUUCAGUCCACGACCACAGAGAGCAAGGCUGGCACUCAGGCACAAACCGUUGUCACCCAGGCCCCGACAUCCAUAGCCACCACUUUAGGGACGGGUCAGGUGAUGGUGGCAGCUCCAGGGCUGUCUGCGGCACUUCAGGGUGCUGCCCAGUUACCCACCAGUGCUAGCUUUGCUGCUAUGGCUGCUGCUGCAGGGCUCAACCCAGGACUGAUGGCCUCUUCCCAGUUCACUCCAGGGGGGGCCCUGCUCAGUCUGACUCCUGGUGGCCUCGGCAGUGCACUGAGUCCUGCCCUCAUGAGCAACAGCACCCUGGCCACCAUUCAAGCUCUGGCCUCGAGUGGCACAAUCCCCAUCACUUCUCUGGAUGGCGGUAACCUGCUGUUCGCCAACACCUCUGCUGGUAGCACGCCCAACCUUGUGACCACGCCACUCUUCCUGAACCCGCAGAACCUGUCGCUGCUCACCAGCAACCCCGUCAGCCUGGUGUCGGCUGGGGCGGGGGGGCUGCAGGUCACUGCUGAUACUCAUCAUCAAGCCACCACGGCUGCUGUGCCUGUACAAGCCUCGACCAUUACCACUGCCUCCAAGGCCCAGUGAAGCCAGUCAGGCUGCAUCCCGAAUUAACGCCCUAUUUCUUAUGUCGUGCACUACUUU